Molecule: messenger RNA, 3168 nt
Organism: Cataglyphis hispanica
Lineage: Eukaryota; Metazoa; Arthropoda; Insecta; Hymenoptera; Formicidae
Product: short-chain dehydrogenase/reductase family 16C member 6-like
Exons: 9
Coding region: 462-1487 (341 amino acids)
Cellular component (GO): lipid droplet
Molecular function (GO): oxidoreductase activity, acting on the CH-OH group of donors, NAD or NADP as acceptor
Source: RefSeq, a predicted model, not a curated record
CAUUUAGUAUACCAACGACCAUAGUGCCGGGAGGGCUUGCUUUUACGUCUUGUUUCACUGUAUAAAUUCCACAUAUUCAUAUGCGCGUGCGAGAAUUAAUAGAUAUUUCUUUGAUAGUUUUUGUACUUCUAUUUAUGCAAAUGUGACUUUGCAUGCAUUUAUUAUCAAUAGAACGAAUUAUUAAACGCAACAAACGAGAGUUUAUACAAGCAAUUAGAAAGAUUUUGGGAGCAAGUGAUCAGCGAUACUGAUACGUGCUUUAGAUAAUGAAUAUUCAGCACGAUCAUCGGUUUUUAUUUUCUGAAUCUUAAGGCAACUUUUAUGUAACGUUAAAACGUCACAAUUCAAGAGAUGAUAAUCUGAGUGAUCAAUCAUUCACAGAUAAGCUGUAUAGAGAGUUUGAUAAAGAGCUCUCAAGUUGAAUUUAUACGACAUUAUACACGCACAUAGAAUACAGUAUCAUGACGUAUUUACGUUCAAUCGGAGAAGUGAUUUGCUUCCUAUUCUUGUCUAUUGUUGCAAUAUUGAAGAGCAUUAUCAGAUCAUUUAUUCCCAAAAGAUAUAGGAUGAAAAGCAUAGAUGGCGAAAUCGCUCUCGUGACAGGAGGUGGCGGUGGAUUAGGCAGACUUCUCUCCCUCAGGCUAGCCAACCUGGGUGCCAUUGUCAUCGUUUGGGAUAUAAAUGAAAGCGGCAUUGAAGAAACCAUUAAACUGGUCCGGGCGAUCGGAGGCACAUGUUACGGUUACGUCUGUGAUUUAUGCGAUCGAGAGGAUGUAUAUAAAAAAGCUAAAAUCAUCGAGGAAGAAAUAGGCAAGGUAACGAUACUUAUUAAUAAUGCGGGCAUUGUUACGGGAACGAAAUUACUCGAUACUCCGGACAAACUUAUUAUCAGAACGAUGGAUGUUAACAUCAUGAGCCAUUUUUGGACCGUUAAAGCUUUUCUUCCAACGAUGUUAGAGAAUAAUAAAGGACAUAUCGUGAGCGUGGCGAGUUUGGCCGGGCAAUGUGGAGUUCCCAAAUUGGUAGAUUAUUGUACAUCUAAAUUUGCGGCUAUGGGAUUUGACGAGGCUCUUCGCAUAGAACUUGAGUAUGAAGGAUACGAUAUUAAUACAACGGUUGUAUGCCCUUACUUUAUUCGUAGUACCGGUAUGUUCGACGACGUUCAAUCAAGAUAUAUUCCAACUCUGAGUCCAAACACCGUAGCUGACAAGAUCAUAACAGCAAUGAGAUGCAACGAGAAAUAUGCCAUUAUUCCAAGCUAUUUGCAAAUUUUGUUAGCUUUAAAGUGGAUAUUUCCUUGGCCGUGUUCCGCCAUGCUGCUUCGUGGAUUAGUCAAAGAUGUUUCACCGGUCCAUGUAGAUGACGAGUCAUAUGCAACUGCAGCUACAAUUGUAAACAAAGAAACAUGUAUUGUUUCAUCAUCAAAGGAUGAAAAAACUAUCCAUCAAUUGACCAGACGUAUCUCCAGCUCCGAAAGAAAACCUUAAAACCUUUUUCGUUUUGCUCUGGUUUUAAUAUUGAUUUAAGAUAUUUUUUUGAAAAUGCACUUUGAUUUUAUGUGGUAUUAAUGAUGGCCUUCAAUUUUUUGUAUCUUGAUCUUACAAGUUACAAAAUAUACUUUAGCUGUCAGAAAAUAAGUAAAUAUAGCGAUUGAUUGAUUUAAUGCAAACGUAGAAAACUUCCACGUUUAAAUGAUGCUUUCAUAUUGAUUAAGAAAAAUAGAUGAAUAAUAUAUUGUAAAAAUGUGAUACUGAAUCUAUAAAUAAUGUUAGUAUUAGAUAUAUAAAAUAAUAUAGUCAAAUGUUCGUUUUCUUAACAUCUUAAUAUUUUAAUAUUUUUUCCUGCGCUACGUCACUAUUUCACAUAUGUCAUACGUGACACCAUAAAGUGAGAAAACGAGUAAAAGAACAAACUGUUCCUAAUUUCUUAACUAUAUAUAGUGCAAUCAACGCACAACAACGUGUUUACACAUAUGCAUUAAAUCUGUUUGUUUUAUUCGCACUCUUUAAAAUUUUUUGCAAUUGAUACGAGAUAAAUAUACAUAUAUUCAUUAAAAAAAGAAGCGGAGAGAGAAAGAGCGAAGAAUCUAAGAAUAAAAAAAGCAAAUAAAACGAACAGUCCUAAUGCAAUUCGAAUUAAGCAGAUUUAUUAAGAUUAAGAAAGUUAUUUCGUUUUGAUAUGUUAAGAAUAUGAAAGUUCGACUGUAUUAGAGCGAGAAUAUCUAAUUUGAUAUUAAUACAUAUAAAAUUGCAGAAGCAUCAUACUUGUAUAUCAAAAUGUCUAACAAUUCUAUAUUUGUAAAGAUCAUUACUCUUAUUAGUUACUGUCUUAUCUAUGUAGAAAAUAUUUGCAUUAUAAAAAUGAAUAUAUUUUUGUAUGCAAAUGUAAAUAUUACGAAUGACAUAUAAUGCACGGCUUCUCAGUUCUCCAAAGUAUAGUUUUAAGUGAUAAAUUAUGUAAUAUCAUAUGCUACGUUGAUAUAAAGGCAUUAAAAGAAUGUAACAUAAGUAAAGUUCAUACUAUAUUAAUAAUAUAUAAAUGUAAAUCUUAACAAAUAUUUAGAAUAUAUGACUUAAUAGAGGGAAAUUCAGGAAUAUAUACAUACAUGUGUGUGUGUGUGUGUGUGUGUGUGUGUGUGUGUGUGUGUGUGUGUGUGUGUGUGUGGUGUGUGUGUGUGUGUGUGUGUGUAUGUGUGUGUGUGUGUGUGUGUGUGUGUGUGUGUGUGUGUGUGUGUGUGUGUGUAUUUGUGUGUGGAUGUGUACAAAAUGAUAUUAAAACUAUUUAAAAAUAUAUAUUGAAAAAUAUUUUUAAAUAACAGUUUUUAUCAGCAUAUGGAACAAUAUAAAAACCGAUAUGAAAAUAUUUGGCUUUUAUCUUGUAGUAACCAUUGUAAAUAAAUAUUUUUAAGUAAAUAAUAGUAAAUGAACUUUUUCGCAUAUAAUCCCUAUUUUUUUACGGGACAUAUUUUUUUCUUUGAAAACAACUAGAUUUAAAGACAAAUUUUAAUUAUAAAAAGUUAAUUAAGCUUUAUAUACAGUGUGCCAUAGCUUAUUGCAAAUAUAAAAGAAUAAUUAAAAUUCACGUUAUAUAUGUUAUAUUGUAUAACAUUUUUGUACUUUAUAACAUGAGAUAUGUAAUAAACUGUAUACUUAUUUUUCUAAAUUUGCC